Messenger RNA from Spirodela intermedia, 2932 nucleotides. The record is from the annotation of a GenBank genome assembly. NCBI's taxonomy places the organism in Eukaryota, Viridiplantae, Streptophyta, Magnoliopsida, Alismatales, Araceae.
AUGGAUCCUUACAAGGUUCUCUCUCUCUCUCUCUCUCUCUCUCUCUCUCUCUCUCUCGUUUGUGUAUAAGACGUCUGAUAUGUUGGGUUGGAACAGUUUCGGCCUUCGAGCGCCUUCAACUCUCCCUUCUGGACGACCAACUCCGGGGCGCCGGUCUGGAACAACAACAACUCGCUCACUGUCGGAGAGAGGGGUACCCAGCUGCUCCCUCUCCCUUGCUGCUAUUUUUACGCCUGAUUAUCUUUCAUGCACGCAAUAAAUCCAUGGGUUUGUCUCCGGAAAUGGUCUUGCUGGUGGUUUUCGCCGUAUCUCUGCUUUCUCGAACAAGUUUUUCUUUCUGUCUUGUUUGCAAUACGUGAUUCCGAUUCCAUCCCCGCCUAAUAAUUCCCCCGUUUAGAACGGUUCUCCUCCUCGAAGAAUCAGAAGCACCACGGAGGGGGGGAGGGGGGUUCAGGUGAUUAUUGCCAUGAAAUAAACACACGUUCUAGAUGCUCCAAAGACUCUUGAGGAAAUCCAAGAAGGCUAUAUAUAUAAUACACACACACCAUCCUUAGAUCACAGAGAGAUAGAUAGAGAGAGACAGAGAGGGACAGAGAGAGACAGAGAGAGACAGAGAGAGACAGAGAGACAGAAUACUGUUUGAUGAAACAAGUGAUUAUUACAAUGUGAGAUCAGAGACUGGGAAUGAAGGCUAUAUAUAUACUACCCCAUGAAAUAAAACACAUAUUCUAGUUGUUCAAAAGACUCUUUAGGAAAUUGAAGAAAACUAUGUAUAAUACACCAUGCUAAGGUCAGAGAGAAACAGAGGGAAGACCGUCUCAUCUUUGAUGCAUCAUGAUCAGGGGUUGAUGAGACGAGGGAGGCCCAGAAGAUGGUAGUUGCAUUCUGGGUCGAAAAGGGAUUGAUGAAAGAAGGGAUUAUUAGAGUGUGAGAUGAGAGACUGCAAUGAUGAAUGGUGGUAAUGGAAGCUGUGGGAUUUCCUGGCAGGGCCGAUUCUGCUGGAGGAUUACCAUCUGAUCGAGAAGAUAGCGCAGUUCGACAGGGAGCGGAUCCCCGAGCGGGUCGUCCACGCCAGAGGAGCCAGUGCCAAGGGCUUCUUCGAGGUCACCCACGACAUCACCCACCUCACCUGCGCGGACUUCCUCCGUGGCCCCGGUGUCCAGACCCCGGUGAUCGUACGGUUCUCCACCGUCAUUCACGAGAGGGGGAGCCCCGAAACCCUAAGAGACCCCCGUGGCUUCGCCGUCAAGUUCUACACCAGAGAGGUAUUUUUUCUAGCUCGCUCUGUCCCACACUCAGUCAACUUUUCCAAAUCAUGGGUCGAAUCAUUAGAUAAUCUCAAGUCAAACAAUGGUUACUUAGCUUCCGAUGACUGAUCCUCAUCACAUUCUUCUUGUUCUUGUUCCCUUUUCUUUUUUUUUUUGUGGCGCUUCAGGGGAAUUUCGAUCUUGUGGGGAACAACUUCCCGGUGUUCUUCAUCCGAGACGGGAUGAAGUUCCCCGACAUGGUCCACGCUCUGAAGCCCAACCCGGUGUCCCACAUCCAGGAGAACUGGAGGAUCCUCGACUUCUUCUCCCACCACCCCGAGAGCCUCCACAUGUUCACUUUCCUCUUCGACGACAUCGGCAUCCCCGCUGACUACAGGCACAUGGACGGCUCCGGGGUCAACACCUACACUCUGGUCAACAAGGCAGGGAAGACCCACUACGUGAAGUUCCACUGGAAGCCCACUUGCGGGGUGAAGUCCCUGCUGGAAGACGAAGCAGUUGUGGUUGGAGGCACCAACCACAGCCACGCCACCAAGGACCUCUACGACUCCAUUGCCGCCGGAAACUACCCAGAAUGGAAGCUCUACAUUCAGACAAUCGACCCGGAUCACGAGGACAGGUUUGACUUUGACCCACUUGACGUCACCAAGACCUGGCCCGAAGACAUCCUGCCCCUCCAGCCGGUGGGCCGUCUGGUCUUGAACAAGAACAUCGACAAUUUCUUCGCGGAGAAUGAGCAGCUUGCCUUCUGCCCGGCAAUCAUCGUCCCGGGGAUUUACUACUCAGAUGAUAAGCUCCUGCAGACCAGGAUCUUCUCCUACGCUGACACUCAGAGGCACCGCCUUGGGCCGAACUACCUGCUGCUCCCGCCCAAUGCCCCCAAGUCCGCGCACCACAACAACCACCACGAGGGCUUCAUGAAUUUUAUGCAUCGGGACGAGGAGGUAAUGAAAUCAUAUCGAUCACCCUUUUAUGCGGCCUUGGUCCCUCUGUGGCAACUAAUGACUGGAUGAAUCUCCACUUUCUCAGGUCAACUACUUCCCUUCGAGGUACGACCCUGUUCGACACGCAGAGCAGUACCCGAUUCCUUCCCGUGUUCUUACUGGUAGACGUGAGAAGGUGAGCUCCGAUCGCCUUGCAUGCACUGCAUCACCAUAUGCCAGGUACUCAUGCCAUAUAUUUCCGUUGACCGCAGACUGUCAUCAAGAAGGAGAACAACUUCAAGCAGCCCGGAGAGAGGUACCGAUCGUGGGCGCCUGACAGGUAAUUUCCCAGCUCACAUCCCAAUCCUCAAGGCUUCCCUCUAGAUUAUUAUCGUCCUCAACAACUGAGCCGAUCAUCCUCUUCUGUGUCUGUCUCAGGCAAGAACGAUUCAUCCGGAGGUGGAUCGAGGCGCUCUCCGACCAAAGGGUCACCCACGAAAUCCGGAGCAUCUGGAUCUCAUACUGGUCACAGGUGAGAGCCCCCCUAAUCGGCAACUCCCAGGAGAUUUCUUGUCUUCAGCUCAUAUCCUAAUUCAUCCCAUCAUAGAAUCAUAAGACAAGUUCUACCAUGAGCAUUGCCUUGUUUCAGUCUAAUCCCUGGUUGUGUGACUGUAACUGCAGUGUGACAAAUCCCUGGGCCAGAAGCUGGCGACUCGCCUCAACGUGAAGCCCAGCAUGUGA